Messenger RNA from Leptonychotes weddellii (Weddell seal), 1104 nucleotides. Lineage: Eukaryota; Metazoa; Chordata; Mammalia; Carnivora; Phocidae. The record is from RefSeq and is a predicted model, not a curated record.
AUGACCCAAGAAUCUGUGAAAUUUGAAGCUCAGAAGAGAAUUUUAUGGAGACUAGAGUCUUACCUCCAAAAGCUCAAUGGAGUCAGUGUGACAACAUCUGCACCCAGAGCUGAGGGGCUCUCUUGUCUUCUCCAUCCUAUUAUACCCUCUCCUGUCAUCAAUGGCUACCGAAAUAAGUCCACCUUCUCUGUGAACCGAGGUCCAGAUGGCAAUCCGAAGACUGUGGGGUACUACCUGGGAACUUGGAGAGACAGAAGCAUCGUCUGUGUAUGGUCUAACCAUCUGAAAAACAUCCCUGAGAAACACAAUCAAGUGGCACAGUACUAUGAAGUAUUCCUUCGACAGUCCCCAGUGGAGCCCUGCCUUCUGUUCCAUGAAGGUGGGUACUGGCGUGAGCUCAUAGUCCGCACGAAUAGCCAAGGGCACACAAUGGCCAUCAUCACUUUCCAUCCCCAGGAAUUAAGACAGGAGGACCUCAAUGUUCAGAAGGAGGCUGUCAAGAAGUUUUUCACCACUGGGCCAGGAGCAGUUUGUGACUUGUCAUCACUUUACUUCCAGGAAAGCACUAUGACGCGUUGCAGCCAUCAGCAGUCCCCCUAUCAGCUCCUAUUUGGGGAACCCCACCUCUUUGAAGAUCUCCUGGGCUUGAAGAUCUGCAUCUCUCCAGAUGCCUUUUUCCAGAUCAACACUGCUGGUGCAGAGGUGCUAUAUCGGACAGUGCGGGAGCUGAGCGGAGUGAACUCUAACACCAUCCUCCUUGACAUCUGCUGUGGAACUGGUGUGAUUGGUGUCUCUCUGGCUCAGUAUGCCUCGCAGGUCCUUGGGAUUGAGUUGGUGGAACAGGCAGUAGAAGACGCCAGGCGGACUGCAGCCUUCAAUGGCAUCACCAACUGUGAAUUCCACGCUGGUCGAGCAGAGAAGAUUUUACCACAGCUACUAAAGUCAAAGGAAGAUGGGCACUUCAUUGUUGCUGUGGUGAACCCAGCCCGGGCGGGACUGCACUAUCAGGUGGUUCAAGCCAUUCGAAACUGUAGGGCUAUCCGCACACUGAUUUUUGUUUCCUGCAAGCCCCAUGGUGAAACCACAAGGAACAUCAUUGAGUGA